This is a messenger RNA of Pecten maximus, 4309 nucleotides long. Its product is annotated as TIP41-like protein. Gene Ontology annotation, biological process: TOR signaling. Bases 83 to 907 code for a protein of 274 amino acids. The record is from RefSeq and is a predicted model, not a curated record. The transcript is spliced from 9 exons. Gene Ontology annotation, cellular component: cytosol. Lineage: Eukaryota; Metazoa; Mollusca; Bivalvia; Pectinida; Pectinidae.
AUUAUUGUUUUACACCAGUAGACCGGAAGUGAAUUGUUUUUGAUAUAACAACAUUGCGGGAGAUUCACAGAAAAAUUGAAACAUGAUGACAGGAGGUAAUAAAGCCAGUGGCAAGACAAAAACAGAAAAAUUCCAAUUUGGUCCAUGGACUUUAACUGCAACGGAAAGUCAUAUCCUGAAGUCUGAGGGACCAGAGAGAGAACGAUUUGAAAGCCAGUUAGAAUUGCCACAGUUUCCAGAGAUGGUAUUUGCUAACAACAUACUUCAUCUGGAACAUAUGGGAGGAUUUGGAAUAGAAUUCAACACAUUUGAUGCACUAAAGAUGGUUGAUGCUCACCACGAUCACCUGAAGGUCGCCGUUUCUGAAGCUUGGCAGGAAGCAAGAGCUGACAGUGAACAUAUAAAGGAGGUGAUAAAGCCGUUUGAUUGGACCUACACGACAGAGUAUCAAGGCACAGUGUUUGGGAAGGGUGACACACAAAUCAAGGUGUCCGACACAGAAGAAAGAAUAGAUAUGGAAAAGUUAAUGGUCAAGGAGAAGAUCAUGUUUUAUGCUGAUAUUCUGUUGUUUGAGGAUGAACUUGCAGAUAAUGGAACCUCUAUAUUAAAUGUCAAGAUUCGAGUCAUGCCGACUAGUUUCUUUAUCCUAAUGAGGCUGUUUAUGAGAGUGGACAAUGUAAUGGUCAGGAUUAAUGAUACACGGCUUUAUCACGAGGCAGAGAACAACUUUAUUUUGAGAGAAUUUACUAGCAGAGAUGAUCAGAUAAAGGAUAUCAAGGCUCCUCCACAUGUCUUGACACAACCAAAUGAAGUCCAGAAAUACCUGACUGUGCGGAAGGAAGUGUUUCAAAAAUUAGAAUUUCCUGUUGUAUCUAAAGACUCAAAUACUGUACCCCAACAGACGUAACCAGUAACAACUAAAGGACUUCAUUCUAUGAUUUGCUCACUGACUCUAGAGAUAAAGAUGGUUUCUAUUUGACACAAACCAAUUUUGAUAUUGAAACCAUUACCUUUAUUAUGGUGAUUGCUGGCAUUGUCAGUUUGUAAAACCACAGAAAGCCAUAAUAUGUGAUUUUUCUAUCACACAGCACCAAGUUAUUGUUAGUGUGCCAGUCAGUCUGAAAUGAGUGGCUGUUAGUGUGACCACACAGCACAAAUGUACAAUGACCGCUAUAGGCAGUUAUUUUGAGUGAUCGGCAGUGUAUAAGCUGUCAGGAUGAUUUUCAGUGAUUGGCAGUGUAUAAGCUGUCAGGAUGAUUUUGAGUUAUCGGCAGUGUAUAAGCUGUCAGGAUGAUUUUGAGUGAUCGGCAGUGUAUAAGCUGUCAGGAUGAUUUUGAGUGAUUGGCAGUGUAUAAGCUGCCAGGAUGAUUUUCAGUGAUUGGCAGUGUAUAAGCUGCCAGGAUGAUUUUCAGUGAUUGGCAGUGUAUAAGCUGUCAGGAUGAUUUUGAGAGAUUGGCAGUGUAUAAGCUGCCAGGAUGAUUUUGAGUGAUUGAAAUUGUUUGAGCUGUUACGAUGAUUUUGAAUGAAAUUAUUUUGGCUCAACUGUAGGUUUAUUUUUCUGUGAUACCACCUCCCCUGGCUGAACUAACAGUUUGGAUACAAAUAUUUUGUCAAUCCAAAGAUUUCUAAGGUGUGCUCUUACUUCAUGGAAUCAUUGCUUAAAUUUUACAUAAAACUUAGAUAUUCAUUAAACCUGAGAUGGCCUUCUGCUGAUUUCUAAUAUAUAAUAAUAUUAAGUCUGCAUCCCAGGACUUUUUUGUUAUAAUGCAUUUUAAACUGACAAGCCUGAUAUGAAAUACUGUUGUAGGGGUCUUUAAGCUACCAACAGAUCAUAAUUCCGUUAUACAAGUUUUAUAAAUAGCUGGGUAGGGGUGAUACUUAUUUGUUUAUAAUAAUGCAGAGCUUUUUACUACAUUACGAAUUAAUGAUCCAAACUAAAUGUUGUCUUGUUAUAACACACACUUAAUUAAGAGGGGUAUCUACUUUGACUGUCCGUCCAUAUGUCCAUACAAAGCAUGUGUUCGUGAACCUCCUACGUGGGGCAGUUGCCAGGUACUGACCAUAGGCCGGUGGUUUUUCUCCAGGUACUCCGGCUUUCCUCCACCUCCAAAACCUGGCACGUCCUUAAAUGACCCUGGCUGUUAAUAGGACAUUAAACAAAACAAACCAAACCAAAUCGUGAACCUCUGGACAGAUUUAGUUCAUGCUUGCACCAUAACAUCACAUCAGGUUCUACACCGGAUUUUGGUGAUCAUCAGUCAAGGUUAAUGGGCAAGGUCAAACUUGACCACUUUAUGAAGGCUCACAGAAGAGUGUGUAAGCCCUUCUUUCACUUUUCUGUAUUAUUUUACGGAAUAAUAUUUAUGUUUUACUCGUGGAAUUAAGGUAAAGUUAAACUAGCGAAGGGACUAUGGGUUACUGUAAUAAGCACAGGUACUCUAUGUUACUGUAACUAGCACAGUCUAUAGGCCACUGUCUAGCACAGGAGACUGUAGGUUACUGUUUACUGGCACAGGGGACUGUAGGUUACUGUUUACUGGCACAGGGGACUGUAGGUUACUGUUUACUGGCACAGGGGACUGUAGGUUACUGUUUACUGGCACAGGGGACUGUAGGUUACUGUUUACUGGCACAGGACACUGUAGGUUACUGUUUACUGGCACAGGGGACUGUAGGUUACUGUUUACUGGCACAGGACACUGUAGGUUACUGUUUACUGGCACAGGGGACUGUAGGUUACUGUUUACUGGCACAGGGGACUGUAGGUUACUGUUUACUGGCACAGGGGACUAGGUUACUGUUUACUGGCACAGGGGACUGUAGGUUACUGUUUACUGGCACAGGACACUGUAGGUUACUGUUUACUGGCACAGGGGACUGUAGGUUACUGUUUACUGUUACAGGGGACUGUAGGUUACUGUUUACUGGCACAGGACACUGUAGGUUACUGUUUACUGGCACAGGACACUGUAGGUUACUGUUUACUGGCACAGGGGACUGUAGGUUACUGUUUACUGGCACAGGGGACUGUAGGUUACUGUUUACUGGCACAGGACACUGUAGGUUACUGUUUACUGGCACAGGACACUGUAGGUUACUGUUUACUGGCACAGGGGACUGUAGGUUACUGUUUACUGGCACAGGGGACUGUAGGUUACUGUUUACUGGCACAGGACACUGUAGGUUACUGUUUACUGGCACAGGGGACUAGGUUACUGUUUACUGGCACAGGACACUGUAGGUUACUGUUUACUGGCACAGGGGACUGUAGGUUACUGUUUACUGGCACAGGGGACUGUAGGUUACUGUUUACUGGCACAGGACACUGUAGGUUACUGUUUACUGGCACAGGACACUGUAGGUUACUGUUUACUGGCACAGGGGACUGUAGGUUACUGUUUACUGGCACAGGGGACUGUAGGUUACUGUUUACUGGCACAGGGGACUGUAGGUUACUGUUUACUGGCACAGGGGACUGUAGGUUACUGUUUACUGGCACAGGGGACUGUAGGUUACUGUUUACUGUUACAGGGGACUGUAGGUUACUGUUUACUGGCACAGGACACUGUAGGUUACUGUUUACUGGCACAGGGGACUGUAGGUUACUGUUUACUGGCACAGGGACUAUAAUUUUGCACUUAGCCAAUUAGACAGUAAAUGUACAGUUUAUCUGAGGCUUGUCUCCUAACCUAUCACCUACAAUGUUUGGUUUGUGUGCAUCUCAUUGGAUGAUGGAGUAUAACUUACUGAAAUUUGGUCUAGUACCCCACUAUAGUGUACAAAUGCAUGUGUGUAUAAUAUAAAUGUGGCUCUCUACAUACCAGGUCUGGUACAGAGGCUGAAUGCUGUAUUGCUGAAGUAAAUGUAUCUAUACCAGAUAUUCUAUUGUAUUUUACAUAAACAACACGAGUACACACUUAAUGUACAUUGUAUUGUAUUAAACUGGGUGCUGGCACCUGGUUUGAUUUUGUUUUGAAAGAAGUAACUUGUUGUUGGUGAGAAAAUGAUUGUGAGAAAAUGAUUCUGUUUAGUUAACCUGGCACUGCUUGUGUGAAUUCUCAGUCUACUUCUUUUUUUCAUUCCACAAUUUUUUCCACCUGACCAUAAGACCUAGCCCAGGGAUUAUGAUAUUUUUGGUAUGAAGCUUGCUUCCCUGUGGUAUAUGUAAGUAUGUAAGGUUGAUGUCUAAUUUAGGACAGAUCCAUAUCUAAAGGUGACAAAAGUGACAUGAUUGAACAAUGUAACAAAGGUGUUAUCUACUCACAAGUGCUGUUGAUUUAAUUUAUUUUCAAUAAAUUUUAAAUAAUGA